GUUCACACCCACGGCUCCACACUGCUGUGGCUGGAGCAGAGCGUGGAUUUCUCUCGACUAACCAGAGCUCGUCUGGCUGAAACCCACUUAAAACAUCGCAAUCGGCCAGUGAGCUUCUACAUCAGGACUGCAUGAUAUUUGGCCUAGAUAGCGAUAUCUGAGAUCGCUUAUAUUUAAUCCGCGUUCGGGUGAACGUCACAUUGAGCAGCGUGGUUUUCACGUGGAGCUUCGGGGGAAAGGAAAAACGCACGUGCAACGCAACCAGUUCGGUUCACAUACUUUUAAGCGCUAGAUUCUGUUUGCGUUUAGAAGUACUAAGUCAUGUUGCUGAAAAUGGCAUCUUUAGUAUUGGAGGACGGGACAACAUUUAAAGGCCGUCUGUUCGGUGCCGUAUCCUCAGUGUCUGGUGAAGUUGUUUUCCAGACCGGAAUGGUGGGUUAUCCAGAGGCUCUCACAGAUCCCUCUUACAAGUCUCAAAUACUAACUCUGACAUAUCCGCUGAUUGGCAAUUAUGGUGUUCCUAAAGAUGAAAAUGGAGAGUUUGGACUCAGCAAGUGGUUUGAGUCUUCCAAAAUCCAUGCCGCUGCUCUUAUUGUUGGGGAGCUCUCUGAGAAUCCCAGUCACUGGAGCUCAGCCAAGUCUCUGGACCAGUGGCUCCGAGAGCAAGGCAUCCCUGGGCUUGAAGGGGUUGACACUCGAAGCUUGACCAAAAAGAUCAGAGAAGAACAGCACAACCCAGAUGCAGUGGCUGCUGCUGAAAGACUCAGCUAUCCCGUUCUGGUCCGGUCUGCUUUUGCCCUUGGUGGAUUGGGUUCAGGCUUUGCUAAUAACAGAGAGGAGAUGAUCACAUUGGUCACCCAAGCCUUUGCCCACACAUCACAAGUCCUGGUUGACAAAUCACUUAAAGGCUGGAAGGAAAUAGAGUAUGAAGUGGUGCGGGAUGCCUAUGACAAUUGCAUUACGGUUUGUAACAUGGAGAACAUUGAUCCUCUAGGAAUCCACACUGGGGAGUCCAUAGUGGUGGCUCCUAGUCAGACACUGAAUGACUAUGAAUACAAUAUGCUGAGAAACACGGCCAUCAAAGUUAUUCGCCACUUGGGCAUUGUGGGAGAGUGCAACAUUCAGUAUGCUCUGAAUCCUGAAUCUGAGCAGUAUUACAUCAUUGAAGUCAACGCUCGUCUCUCACGAAGCUCUGCGUUGGCCAGUAAGGCCACAGGUUAUCCGCUGGCCUACGCAGUGGCUGCUGCUGAAAGACUCAGCUAUCCCGUUCUGGUCCGGUCUGCUUUUGCCCUUGGUGGAUUGGGUUCAGGCUUUGCUAAUAACAGAGAGGAGAUGAUCACAUUGGUCACCCAAGCCUUUGCCCACACAUCACAAGUCCUGGUUGACAAAUCACUUAAAGGCUGGAAGGAAAUAGAGUAUGAAGUGGUGCGGGAUGCCUAUGACAAUUGCAUUACGGUUUGUAACAUGGAGAACAUUGAUCCUCUAGGAAUCCACACUGGGGAGUCCAUAGUGGUGGCUCCUAGUCAGACACUGAAUGACUAUGAAUACAAUAUGCUGAGAAACACGGCCAUCAAAGUUAUUCGCCACUUGGGCAUUGUGGGAGAGUGCAACAUUCAGUAUGCUCUGAAUCCUGAAUCUGAGCAGUAUUACAUCAUUGAAGUCAACGCUCGUCUCUCACGAAGCUCUGCGUUGGCCAGUAAGGCCACAGGUUAUCCGCUGGCCUACGUGGCCGCUAAGCUCGGCUUGGGAAUCCCUCUGCCCAUGCUCAAGAAUUCAGUGACUAAUUCCACAACAGCCAACUUUGAGCCCAGUCUGGAUUACUGUGUGGUGAAGGUUCCUCGUUGGGAUUUGAGCAAGUUCCUUAGAGUCAGCACUAAAAUUGGCAGUUCCAUGAAGAGCGUUGGAGAAGUGAUGGCCAUUGGCCGCAGCUUUGAAGAGGCCUUCCAGAAAGCUUUGAGAAUGGUGGAUGAGAACUGCGUUGGUUUCGACCACACCAUCAAACCAGUGUCUGAGGAGGAGCUGCAGACACCCACAGACAAGCGCAUCUUUGUUCUGGCAGCUGCCCUGUAUGCCGGCUACACUGUUGAGCGGCUCUAUGAGCUGACCAAGAUAGACCACUGGUUUCUGCACAAGAUGAAGAACAUUACAGACCAUGAGAAACUUCUAGAGGCAUAUAAUCGGGAUGAGAGUGCCAUGCCACCUGAGGUUUUGAGGAAAGCCAAGCAGCUGGGCUUCUCCGACAAACAAAUCGCCCAAGCUGUGCAAAGCACUGAGCUGGCCGUGAGGAAGCUGAGACGUGACUGGAAGAUCCUUCCAGCGGUCAAACAGAUUGACACAGUGGCCGCCGAGUGGCCAGCUCACACCAACUAUCUGUACCUGACCUAUCACGGCUUAGAAAGUGAUGUGGUUUUCGAGCAGCCCCAUGUCAUGGUGAUCGGCUCUGGGGUUUACCGCAUUGGAAGCAGCGUGGAGUUCGAUUGGUGCGCUGUUGGGUGUAUUAUGGAGCUGAGGAAGAUGGGAUACAAAACGAUUAUGGUGAACUACAACCCAGAAACAGUCAGCACAGAUUACGAUAUGUGCGAUAGACUGUAUUUUGAUGAGAUCUCAUUUGAGGUGGUGAUGGACAUUUAUGAGAUGGAGAACCCAGAAGGAAUUAUUCUGUCCAUGGGUGGUCAGCUGCCCAACAACAUCGCCAUGUCUUUGCAUAGGCAACAGUGCAGGAUCCUGGGCACCUCGCCUGAAUUCAUUGACUCUGCGGAGAACCGCUUCAAAUUCUCCAGGAUGCUGGACACCAUAGGAAUCAGCCAGCCCAGAUGGAAAGAGCUGUCUGAUAUUGAGUCUGCUGUGGGUUUCUGUGAGACGGUGGGUUAUCCCUGCUUAGUGAGGCCAUCGUAUGUUCUCAGCGGGGCUGCUAUGAAUGUAGCCUACGCGGACAGUGACCUGGAAAAGUACCUCAACAAUGCUGUUGCUGUGUCAAAGGAGCACCCUGUUGUUAUCUCCAAAUUCAUUCAGGAGGCCAAGGAAAUAGAUGUGGAUGCUGUGGCCUGUGACGGAGUGGUCAUUGCCAUAGCGGUGUCUGAGCAUGUGGAGAACGCAGGGGUGCAUUCUGGAGAUGCCACACUGGUGACUCCUCCUCAAGACAUCAACCAGAAAACCAUGGAGCGCAUUAAGAUGAUCGUUUACGCGAUCGGCCAGGAGCUUCAGGUCACCGGCCCCUUCAACCUGCAGCUCAUUGCCAAGGAUGAUCAGCUGAAGGUGAUAGAAUGCAACGUGCGAGUCUCGCGCUCCUUCCCUUUUGUGUCCAAAACACUUGGUGUGGAUCUUGUUGCCCUAGCAACAGGAGUCAUAUUGGGAAAGGAAGUUGAGGCUGUUGGGCUGAUGAAGGGGAUUGGCAUUGUGGGAGUUAAGGUUCCUCAGUUCUCCUUCUCACGGCUGGCUGGAGCAGAUGUGGUUUUAGGUGUUGAGAUGACCAGCACUGGAGAAGUGGCCUGCUUCGGGGAAAACCGUUAUGAGGCCUAUCUAAAAGCCAUGCUCAGCACUGGCUUCAAAAUCCCUAAAAAGAAUAUUCUCCUCACUAUUGGUACUUAUAAGAGUAAGAGCGAGCUUCUGCCCACAGUCCAGACCUUGGAGAGUUUGGGUUAUAACCUGUAUGCCAGUCUAGGCACUGCUGACUUCUACACUGAACAUGGAGUCAAGGUGAUGGCAGUGGACUGGCCUUUUGAAGAGGAGAGUGACUGCCCUAGUAAGGACAAACAAAGGAACAUCAUGGACUAUCUGGAGGAGAACCAUUUUGACUUGGUCGUCAAUUUGUCCAUGAGGAACUCUGGUGGAAGACGCUUGUCCUCCUUUGUGACCAAAGGUUACCGCACUCGUCGAAUGGCCAUUGACUACUCCGUACCACUCAUCACUGACAUCAAGUGCACCAAGUUGUUUGUUCAGGCACUGGGGCAAAUUGGUCAGGCUCCUCAUGUAAAGACUCAUAUAGACAGCAUGACCUCGCAGAAACUCAUCCGUUUACCUGGUUUGAUUGAUGUCCAUGUGCAUCUGCGGGAGCCUGGUGCCACCCAUAAAGAGGACUUCUCCUCGGGCACAGCUGCUGCCCUGGCUGGAGGAAUCACUAUGGUGUGCGCCAUGCCCAAUACCAACCCUGCCAUCAUUACAUUUAUGCAGCACUUUGAAAAGUGGCCGAAGCACUUGCCCAUUGUGGCACAUGCAGAAAAACAGACGGUGGCUGCAAUCUUGAUGGUGGCGCAGCUGUAUCAGCGACCCGUUCAUAUCUGCCAUGUUGCCAAGAAAGAAGAGAUUCUGAUCAUUCGAGCUGCUAAACAAAAGGGCAUCCAGGUGACGUGUGAAGUGGCACCUCACCAUCUCUUCCUGUGUGAAGAUAAUGUGCCUGCCAUUGGAAACGGCAGGGCGCAAGUGCGGCCCAUGCUUGGUACACGUGAGGACAUGGAGGCAUUGUGGGAAAAUCUAGACAUCAUUGACUGUUUCGCAACAGACCACGCCCCUCAUUCAGUAGAGGAGAAAAACUCUGAGAAACCACCUCCAGGUUACCCGGGUCUGGAGACUAUGCUGCCUCUGCUGCUCACGGCCGUCAGCGAGGGUCGCCUUACCAUUGAUGACAUCAUCAAGAGGCUCUAUGAAAACCCCAGUAAAAUAUUCUCUCUUCCUGCUCAAGAAGACACUUAUGUAGAGGUGGACUUGGAGCAAGAGUGGACUAUUCCGAAGCACAUGCAAUUCACUAAGUCAAAGUGGACGCCGUUUGAGGGCAUGAAAGUGAAAGGAAAAGUCAUGAGGGUGGUACUCAGAGGAGAGGUGGCCUAUAUUGAUGGACAGGUAUUGGUACCUCCAGGUUAUGGUCAGGAUGUGAAGUCAUGGUCAACACCCCCAGCAGGAACAACUGAGGUUAUAAAGGAUGCUCCUAAGCGUGUGAGUGAGGCAUUGACUCCUGAGCGCCCCCGUCAGGCAGCACCUGUUGAUGUGGUCCGUAGCCGUGCCCCGAGUCCACGCCGUUCAACUGGGGAUGGACGCUUCAUUCUCCCGCCUCGUAUCCACUGCACAUCCGAUCCUGGCCUGCCUCCAGGUUUCAAAAGAUCUACCAUACAACCCCAAAAGGCAUUGGCUGAAGAGGAGGUGUCAUUAAAAGCACCGUAUGAUGCAGAAUUGGCUCCCCCAAUGGAUGCAUAUGCAUACCCUCCUCCCCUGGCCAGGAUCCUGUCACCUCAAGCUGGGCAGCAGCAGAUCCUGCCCCACCCCCAGACCUCCCCACUGCUGCACCCACUGGUGGGCCAGCACAUCCUGUCCGUGCGCCAGUUCAGCAAGGAACAGAUGUCACACUUGUUCAAUGUGGCACAUACUCUUCGUCUGAUGGUGCAGAAAGAAAGACCCUUGGAUAUUUUGAAGGGUAAAGUCAUGGCCUCCAUGUUCUACGAGGUGAGCACUCGCACCUGCAGUUCGUUCGCAGCAGCCAUGCACCGUCUGGGAGGGUCAGUGGUACAUUUCAGUGAGUCCACCUCCUCCACGCAGAAGGGCGAGUCUCUGGCUGAUUCUGUUCACACCAUGAGCUGCUACACUGAUGUCAUUGUUCUGCGCCACCCCAUACCUGGAGCUGUAGAAAGUGCAGCAAGGCAUUGUCGGCGGCCAAUGAUCAACGCUGGUGAUGGGGUUGGAGAACAUCCAACUCAGGCCCUUCUGGAUAUCUUUACAAUCCGAGAGGAGCUGGGAACAGUCAAUGGCAUGACUAUUACCAUGGUAGGUGAUCUGAAACAUGGCCGCACCGUGCAUUCUCUGGCUAGACUGCUCACUCAGUACAGGAUCACCUUGCGUUACGUGGCCCCCAAGGACCUCAGCAUGCCUGCCGAAAUCAUCGAUUUUGUGGCCUCCAAAGGCAUUAAACAGGAGGAGUUUAACAGCAUUGAAGAGGCCCUUCCAGAGACUGACGUCCUGUACAUGACCAGAAUACAGAAGGAGCGAUUCGCCUCUGAAGAAGAGUACGAAGCGUGUUUUGGCCAGUUCAUCCUCACCCCACAUAUCAUGACUGGAGCCAAAAGGAAGAUGGUUGUUAUGCAUCCGCUUCCCAGAGUCAAUGAGAUCAGUGUGGAAGUGGACACGGAUCCUCGGGCUGCUUACUUCCGGCAGGCUGAGAAUGGGAUGUAUAUUCGGAUGGCACUGCUGGCUACCGUGCUGGGUCGAUGAAGGGACCAUCAUAGUCUAUUCUUGGACAUUUGGCAGUAAAGGGAAAUAUUUUGUUAGCAACAUACUGAUUCCGUGACUGGUGUUCAUUCUGUGUACUCUCCAUAUAGUUCCAGUAGGUGAGAUUUUGUGAGAUAAAGUACUCAGAUUUAUUGUUCCUUUCAGUACUGACUGCAAUAAAAUUCCAUAUGUUGAGUAUUUGAUUUAAAACAAGCCCAUUAUAGCAAACACAGUGCGGUGUGGUUAAACUAGUUUCAUCCUAAAUAUCUGAGAUAGUUACAUUAAUGUUGCACUUGAAAGUAGCGGGUUGCUCAGUUUCUUCAUUUCAUUUCAAAAUCAGCUAAAUUUAGCAAACAGUUAUACAAUAAACAAUUGUACUACUACAUCACUAACUGGUAUUGUAUUAAUGUAAAAGCUGUAUGUGUUUUAGUUUUUUGUGCGUUUACAGCAAUAUAGACAUCUUUACAUGUAAUCAUGUUCAUUUGGACAUUCCAGUAGGGGACCAGACUUUUGUAACUCAAUCUACUUUGUGCAAAUACUAGUGCAGAUACAGUAUGAUAAGAUUGUUCAUUACGGAGUAAAACUUUUGUAAUUGUAUUUUUAGACAAUAAAAGAAAUGCAAUCUCGGAUCUUUCUCUGCUUUUCCAUAUCUCUGUCUUUCUGUGUACUGGCACAAACGAAGGGAGAGAAUAUCAGUAAAUCACCUGAUCUGUUGGUA
Messenger RNA from Sinocyclocheilus grahami, 6910 nucleotides. It is a transcript of the gene cad, whose product is annotated as carbamoyl-phosphate synthetase 2, aspartate transcarbamylase, and dihydroorotase. NCBI's taxonomy places the organism in Eukaryota, Metazoa, Chordata, Actinopteri, Cypriniformes, Cyprinidae. Gene Ontology annotation, molecular function: ATP binding; carbamoyl-phosphate synthase (glutamine-hydrolyzing) activity; amino acid binding. Bases 322 to 6195 code for a protein of 1957 amino acids. The record is from RefSeq and is a predicted model, not a curated record. Gene Ontology annotation, biological process: L-citrulline biosynthetic process; 'de novo' pyrimidine nucleobase biosynthetic process; L-glutamine metabolic process. Gene Ontology annotation, cellular component: cytoplasm; cytosol. The transcript has 40 exons.